AUGUCACCAACAACUAAGCCUUUGGACAAAAUGAAAUACAGCAUGGCCAGACACUUGUCGCCGGAGGAGAUUCAGGUCUUCAAGGACCUCUUCGACUCAUAUGACGCAGACAAGGGUGGCAAUAUCAGUGUUGAGGAGUUCACGAAAGUAAUGUCUCAGAGUCCCGGCAAAGCACCAACAAAAGAAGAGGUAGCGCAAAUCAUUAAAGAGGUUGACCUCGAUGGAGACGGGCAAAUCAACUUUGAUGAGUUCAUCACUAUGAUGACUGGUCAGCCAUACCCGCCUCCGGAUGAAGAAUGGGUUAAAGCCUGGAAACAAUUUGAGCCGUCGCUGAAUGGCUCAAUUACACAGAGUCAAUUUCGACAAAUAAUGGCGGACUUGGGAGAAUCUGUCACUGAUGCUGAGGUUGACAAACUCAUCAACAAUGUAGAUGGAGAAGGGAAACUUAGCUUCAAAGCAUUUGUGCACUUUUUGAAGAGUAGGAACUUGGAAAAUGAUAUUCUAAAUGGAUAUGCUUAA
Molecule: messenger RNA, 519 nt
Organism: Annulohypoxylon truncatum
Lineage: Eukaryota; Fungi; Ascomycota; Sordariomycetes; Xylariales; Hypoxylaceae
Product: EF-hand
Exons: 7
Coding region: 1-519 (172 amino acids)
Molecular function (GO): calcium ion binding; enzyme regulator activity
Source: RefSeq, a predicted model, not a curated record